AUAUAAAGUACGGCUACGUCACCUGGUAGAUAUCAAUGGUAUGUAUAAAUAGGAGACAUGGCACGCGUUGGGAGAGGGAACAAAAGUUUGUCGUAUUCCUGUGCGGCUUAAGAAGGAAGAAGUGCAGAAGAGCAGGAAAAAGAUAUUUUCAGGGCAUGGAUAGAAGGACUUCCAAACGAACAUUCCUUCCAAUCACAGUCCUCGUUGGAUACUGUAUUGUAUUGUCUUCUGCAGCCAUCAUUCCAACUCUGCGAAACAGACUUCGGAAAAGAGACUUGUCAGACCAAACUUUCAGUAAUAAACAGAUGAACCCGUUCCUGUCCAGACCAGGAUCAUGGGAUAACCAGCUACCUUCUAUAACCCUCCAUGAUUGGAGUUCUGAUGUACUACCAAAUGGACCUCCAGAAGACAGAGGACAAAGGCUCCUCGUACAGCCUGUUACCAGGCAGUUUCUAUUUGGCUCUAAUGAUGUCUCUAAAAAGGGAUUGCCAGGCGUCCCCAGGCUUAAUAGUGGCAUGGUUGAUCAAAGCUGGCUGCCAGACUGGCCCACCAAUGAGGAACAGGACAAAAGGAGCAUUGUCGUGGCCGAUGAUGCUGCCUUUCGGGAGAAGAGCAAAAUGCUCACGGCUAUGGAAAGACAGAAGUGGCUUAACUCAUACAUGCAGAAACUUCUGGUUGUGAAUUCCAAUUAACUGGAAGCUUUGCAUUGUGUGAUUUAAACAUGUAUUCUUUUUUCAAUAAAAAUUAUUAGCUACUCGUCUAAUCCAAAUGCAAUAAUAACGUUUUUGUAAAUUGAGGCAUGAUAACCUUGCAUGUAUAAUUCUGAAUGAACGAAUAUAAACAUGUAUUAAUUUAA
Messenger RNA from Xenopus laevis (African clawed frog), 856 nucleotides. RefSeq lists its product as uncharacterized. Lineage: Eukaryota; Metazoa; Chordata; Amphibia; Anura; Pipidae. The transcript is spliced from 3 exons. The record is from RefSeq and is a predicted model, not a curated record. The coding region runs from base 36 to 692 and encodes 218 amino acids.